CAGUGAAUAAUGCUGACAAGAAGGAACGGGGCAAUGCCUUGAAUACAGCAAUAGAUAAUAUGUGCAAGAAAACAAGAGAUCUCCGCAGACAGCUUCGCAAAGCAAUAAUGGAUCAUAUCUCAGACUCCUUCAUGGACACAACUGUGCCACUUCUAGUGCUCACCGAAGCUGCAAAAAAUGGACGAGAAAAAGAAAUAAAAGAAUAUGCUGCAAUACUUACAGAGCACGUGCACAGACUUAUUGAGGUGGCUAAUCUUGCUUGCUCAGUAUCAACAAAUGAAGAAGGAAUUAACAUUGUCCAAACAGCAGCCAGUCAUUUGGAGACUUUGUGCCCUCAGGUUAUCAAUGCUGCUGUAGCUCUUGCGGCCAAACCCAAAAGCCAGGUGGUAAAAAGCACCAUGGAAAUGUAUAAAACCACAUGGGAGAAUCACAUACGUGUACUCACAGAAGCCGUGGAUGACAUAACAAGCAUUGAUGACUUUCUUGGAGUAUCAGAAAGUCAUAUUCUGGAGGAUGUGAACAAGUGCAUCAUUGCUCUGAGAGAGCAGAAUCCUGAUGAAUUGGACUGUGCAGCUGGUGCCAUCCGUGGGCGGGCAGCAAGAGUGGUGGACAUCGUUUCUGGGGAGAUGGACAAUUAUGAGACAGGGGCCUACACUGAAGGAGUGAUGAGAAAUGUGCGAUAUCUUUCAAAUGCUGUGAUUCCAGAAUUUAUUACUCAAGUCAACACUGCACUGGAAAACUUAAGCAGGAAUACGAUUCAUCUGUUUGAUGAUAAUCAAUUUGUUGACAUCUCUAAGAAGAUUUAUGACACAGUUCAUGACAUUAGAUGUUCAGUUAUGAUGAUACGGACCCCAGAAGAGUUAGAAGAUGUAUCUGACCUUGAAGAAGAACAUGAUGCCCACAGCCGUACCAGUAUUCAGACAGAAGGAAAAACUGAUAGGGCAAAGAUGACUCAGUUGCCGGAGGCUGAGAAAGAAAAGAUAGCUGAACAAGUGGCUGAUUUUAAGAAAGUCAAGAGUGAGCUCGAUAAGGAGAUUGAAAUAUGGGAUGACACCAGCAAUGACAUCAUCGUUCUUGCUAAACGGAUGUGUGUGAUUAUGAUGGAGAUGACAGACUUCACAAGGUAA
Molecule: messenger RNA, 1127 nt
Organism: Python bivittatus (Burmese python)
Lineage: Eukaryota; Metazoa; Chordata; Lepidosauria; Squamata; Pythonidae
Source: RefSeq, a predicted model, not a curated record